AUGAUAUCCCAGUACGCGGCGGAGCUAUGUAUGCUCUUGGUUGAGGAUCACUUUGGUGAGCUAUUUGCUCGCAUCUUUUCAAUCCUUCAACGCUAUGAGCGCUUGACACUUCCUCGGCUUAAAUUCCACUCCCGUCUCAAUGAUAGACAGUUGCGCCAUGCACUGGCUGCCAUGAUUCAACACCACCUCAUCUACCACUUCACCUCCCUCGAAGAUGGAAACACCUACUAUGAAGCGAACCCACAAGCUGCUUAUUACCUCGUGCGAUCUGGCAAGAUUCUUCAACUAGUUGAAUCACGACUCGGAGAGUAUGCUUCUCGUAUGAUGGAGGCCAUUUUGUACCUCGGACAUGCCUCAAUCUCGGAACUCGAAGUCCGCCCCGAACUUCGGUCAAGAAAGCCGGUGGCUGCAAAUGGGAUCAAACAUGAGGAAGAAGAACCUCAAGAAAACGGGAUGGAUGUGGAGGAAGAACACGCUACUGCAAAUGGGGAUCAUGGGGUUGAGGACAAGCCGGCACCGUUCCACGCCACUCUCAAGGCUCUUGCAUCCCACGGAUACAUCAUACGUGUGAGAGACGCUCACUUCCAGAGCCCUUCGGAUAAUCUACUUGAAGCGCAGCGAGCGGUUGCUGCUCGAUCUGAUAUCAAGGCCCUCAAAGGAAAGAAGCAGGAAGAGGCAAUCAAAGAGAGGGCCUUAGAAUUGGUCCAAGAACGAACGAACGGUGACCUCACCCAAGGACUCAUGUACAAUGGUCUGCCCCGUGGUAUUAAAAGGAGAUUUGGUAAUGGUUCCGGGAAUGGAAAAUCCCAGGACAACCAAAAUGGCGUCAAUGGCGAUCAUGCAGAAGACGAAGAGCAGCACGAGGAAGAAAAUGAAUGGUCCGAGGAUGAGGAUGGCUUCGACAAUAUCCCAAUGGAGUCUGGAAUGGUCGUUCGGGUCAAUUAUGAAAAGCUCGAUGUGGCUCUACGGAAUGCUCGAUUUGUAGAUCUCGCCCAGCAAGACGCACCUGCUGUGACCGCGGAGUUGUACGCUUGCCUUCUUCGUCGGGUGGAAUAUGCCACACCCCGCUGCCGAGAUUCAGAAGAAAUCCCUCGUGAGAAGGAAGAAGGAGAACAGUUCUCCGCUCCGAUCAGCGUCCAGACGUUACUUGAAGAUAUUGAUCCGAACAUGGAUCUAACCGGCGCCUUGGGACCAACGGAUCCCUCACAGGUGAUGAAUCAACGAGGAAAGCGGCCUCUGGAGAACGGCGUCAACGGCGACCACGAUGACGCUGACAAUGGCGAUGAAGCAUCGUCUGGGGCCAUGCGUGCCUAUUUAGUCAACCAGCAUCUUGGUCUUCUUUCACAACCCCCAUUCGACCUAGUAUCUUCUGUCACCCUAUCAGUGGGGCCCUCAAAAUGGCGUGUUGGCUUCCGCGGUCUUGCUCGGAAAUUGCGACACUUGGAAUUAGAACGAUUGAUUGAAUCCCGGUUCGGCGAUGUCGCACUCCGAGUGGUGCGUGUACUGCAGGCCAAGGGCAAACUGGAUGAGAAGCGACUGCAGGAGAUCAGUCUAUUGCCGUUCAAAGACUUGCGGCAGACGCUGGCUAGCAUGCAGAGGGGUGGAUUUGUGGACUUGCAAGAAGUUCCCAAGGAUGCUCAACGCCAACCCUCCAAGACCAUCUUCCUUUGGUACUAUGAUGCAGACCGGGUGUGCAGCAGUAUUUUGGAGGACACUUACAAGGCCAUGUCGCGAACUCUGCAGCGUAUCAAGCACGAGCGAGUGCUUGAAAAAGAUUUCCUUGAGAAGACGGAGCGCAGCGAUGUCAAGGGUCAUGAAGAGGAGUAUCUCACCGAGGGUGAGUUGGAGCGUCUGCAACGCUGGAGAAAUAAAGAGGCCUUGUUCCUUGCAGCUAUUGCUCGCUUGGACGAUAUGGUUGCUGUCUUCCGGGACUAUUAA
Penicillium maclennaniae is the source of this 1938-nucleotide messenger RNA. RefSeq lists its product as uncharacterized. Gene Ontology annotation, molecular function: single-stranded DNA binding. The record is from RefSeq and is a predicted model, not a curated record. Lineage: Eukaryota; Fungi; Ascomycota; Eurotiomycetes; Eurotiales; Aspergillaceae. Gene Ontology annotation, cellular component: RNA polymerase III complex. Gene Ontology annotation, biological process: DNA-templated transcription. The transcript is spliced from 4 exons. The coding region runs from base 1 to 1938 and encodes 645 amino acids.